AUGUUUGCACGGAUGAAUGCUGGUGCGGAUGUAAGAUCUAUUUUGAAUGAAUACUUUCAAAAAUUCUUGGUCACAACAAGUAAUGGAGGAGUUUACCACACCAAUCCUUACUACGACCAAACAAGUUUAGGACUGAUCAUAUCAAGAUGCAAAGCUAGAAAGACUGGUUCCGACUUAAAGGGAGUUGCUUGCAUCGAUUUCAAUGUUUAUGAUUUGUUUUCUGAAAUUGAUUUAUUUGAUUUAUACUCAAAUAUGUAUCCAUUUCUGGUUAAUUCUGAUGGCAAAGUAAUUCUACAUCCAUAUCUAAAUCCACCGUCCGAAAAAUAUCGGGAUCCAUUCCUUCCUGAGAUAUCUGAUUUGGAACAAGAGGACAAUGGCAUGAACAUUAAGGAAUUGGAAAAAUGUAUUAAAGAAAAAAAUAUUCAUUGUGAAAUCGUAGCCGAGGUUUUUCGCGUUUAUCCGAGAGGUCACUUGGCACUACAUGGCAUUCAGUGGGAAAUCAAAGGACUGUCCAUUACAUUGUGUUUGGUGUUCGACGCCAUUGAAAAAAAUUAUGUAAAAACGUCUUUAAAAAAUUUUCCAUUUACGAGUUCGCUCAACUUCAUGAACUCAAUCAACAUUUCAGAUUUGUCAGAUAAAUGCUUCCAAAUCAACAGUAUUGCUCUUUACAAUGCAACUUCUAUUAUUCUCGCGGCUAAAUCUUUUACAAGUCCAAAUGAAUACCUUGGGAAAAAUCAAUCGAAUAUAGAUUUCAUUAACUGGAAAAACAUUGUGGCAAAACCGAACGACCCUCAAUCGAUAUUCAAGUCGUAUUUGACUUACAUCAAGUUAUCAACAUCUCACGUCUAUUCAAUGAAACGUAGUUGCUGGGUUAAGAAAGAUGCACAGCUCAUUAUAGGCUAA
Helobdella robusta is the source of this 903-nucleotide messenger RNA. RefSeq lists its product as hypothetical. The transcript is spliced from 6 exons. The coding region runs from base 1 to 903 and encodes 300 amino acids. Lineage: Eukaryota; Metazoa; Annelida; Clitellata; Rhynchobdellida; Glossiphoniidae. The record is from RefSeq and is a predicted model, not a curated record.